Messenger RNA from Coccidioides posadasii C735 delta SOWgp, 1363 nucleotides. RefSeq lists its product as uncharacterized. The record is from RefSeq and is a predicted model, not a curated record. Lineage: Eukaryota; Fungi; Ascomycota; Eurotiomycetes; Onygenales; Onygenaceae. Gene Ontology annotation, molecular function: protein binding.
UGUGAUAGAAUAUUCAUGAUAUGCAUUUUGCCUUCUCUUGACUAGAGUUCUUUACAGUGUGAUUUUACAUCCUUAAAAUUCUAAAACUUGACCCAUGCAUGCCUCAUAUUGGGCCAGGGCCCCGUCGGCAUUGUCCCAUGUUACGAGGAUUCAGCGUCGAUACGCGAGUGCUCGGACUCCCAGAGCGCCGUCAGUGCGCAAUCGACUACGACGCCCAGUGCUGAGUCCGGACUUUGGGUCAGUCCCCAGCCCGCCAUUGGAGCUAUUCACCUCUGCCAUUGACAAGGGCCCGUUCAAGCAAGGACCCAACAAGCUUGGGUGGAUGGAAGCCAUCGAUAUUGCUCGAAAAUGCAUCGCCGCAGCUCAGAAAAGCACGGAGACCUCUUCGUUGAAUUUGGAAAGGGAUAUCCACGCAGACUUGCACAAGAUUUGUUUGGUAUCCCAGAUCCUUGGACGCUCACCCAGACACAGUGUUGUGACUGAGUGGAUUAUGCCAAAACUGGCUCAUGCCGGUAACAUGCUUGCCAUCGUCUCUCUAGGCUAUAAGGCGCUUAGCUCUUCCACGAUCAAUGGACAGCCUUGGCUGCUUCAGAAGAUCGAAAUACUCGCUCGAGAGGGCAAGGCCUGGGAGCCUAUGGUCCUUCACGGAUCUAUUUUGGAGGCAAAAGGCGAACUGCCGAGCGCAGCAAACUGGUACCAGAAGGCAAUCGAAAUAACAAAGCCACUGGACAACGAAAUCAACUAUCUCUCCUUUUUUAUCCCGCAAGGCCGGUUUCCACUGCCCUUGGAAGCAUUUGCCAACGUCCAACUCAAGCUUGACGAAAUCGAUAAGGCCGAGGAAGCCGCGAACUUGGGUGCGCUUCAGUAUGAUAGCCCCCGGGGCUAUUCGCUGCUCCUCUCUGCGCUUUUUAAGAAUGAAAGUGGGUGGGAUCACAUCGAAGAAUACCUCACGAAAUGCGCCAUGAGCCAUGAUGUGGAAGCCUGUUAUCGGCUGGGAGAAAUAUAUCGACUCUGGCAUCUUGGGUUGGAGAAGGUUGAGCAUGCCGGGUUCCACGACAAAUUCUUAUCGAAAAAAAUGCUUCGGGGGCUGCUAUCGGUAUCUUCACGCUACCAUUCUCCAACGGAAUAUUAUAGUAUGGCCAAGGAAUGGCUCGAGCUCGCCGCUGCCCAGGGACACCCGUUAGCUUCGCUGCAGAUGGCGGUGCUACUCCGUGACGAGAAUAAAGCGGGAGAAGCUUUACACUAUCGGGAACUUGCCGGAAGGCAUCCGAAAUACGCAGCCGUUGCUACCGAACUACAAGAAGCGUGGGAAAUUUCAGACGCUGACAUCACUUCCAUCAUGCGCAAGGCUGUCGAGCUGUAA